UAUCCCUUUAUUAAUAUCUUACCUGAACCUGAAUUAGUUAAUACUAUUGAACAAUCUAUAGUAUUAACAGAUAAUACUGAUACUGAAUAUGAACCAAAUUGUCAAAAUAUUGAAGAAAACACAUAA
Molecule: messenger RNA, 126 nt
Organism: Dentiscutata erythropus
Lineage: Eukaryota; Fungi; Glomeromycota; Glomeromycetes; Diversisporales; Gigasporaceae
Source: the annotation of a GenBank genome assembly